UAUUCUGGACUAACGAAACUUUUGGGAUAAUAAAAGUUCAAUUUGUGGGGAGAGAGAGGAUAGCAGAGCUAAAUGAGACAGGUGUUGGCUCGUGGGACAUAAUGACUUAAUUCAAAGAGGACCAAGAGCAGCAACCAAGGCAGCCGUCGGAAUUCCGUAACAUCGCCGUCGAGGCGUCCUGUGCGUCUGCGGAAUAUCGUCACUGGUCAUGAAUCUGUGGAGACAUUAUUCUUAAAAGCCACUGAGACUGUUCAAUGCAGCCCGACACGAUGUAUGGGAUCUGUCAUGUCUACGCCUCCAAAACGACCCACUGGUACUCCAAGACCAAAAGAUGAGGUCCUGAAGCACGCAAAACAUUUCUUUGAUCAGUAUUUCUCCAGCAUCAAAAGACUUAAUUCUCCCAGCCACGUACGAAGAUGGAAAGAAGUCGCAAGCGAAGUAGAAGCUAACGGAUCAUAUGAGCUAAAAGAAACUGAAUUGGUAUAUGGUGCCAAACUAGCUUGGAGAAAUGCCCCCAGAUGUAUUGGAAGGAUACAGUGGUCCAAGCUGCAGGUGUUUGAUGCAAGAUAUGUUUCAACAGCGAGAGAAAUGUUUGACGCCAUUUGUAAUCAUAUUAAAUAUGCCACUAACAAAGGAAAUAUCAGAUCGGCAAUAACUAUCUUUCCACAGAGAACGGAUGGCCUACAUGAUUUUCGUAUUUGGAAUAACCAACUUAUAAUGUAUGCAGGAUAUAAACAAGAUGAUGGAAGUGUUAUUGGUGAUCCGGCAAACGCAGAUUUUACCGAAUUAUGUCAAAAGUUGGGCUGGAAAUCAUCAGGCAAAAAUUGGGAUAUCCUUCCAUUAGUACUUUCAGCGAAUGGCCACGAUCCACAAGUGUUUGAUUUACCUGACGAUCUUGUCCUGAGGGUUCCUAUAGCUCAUCCCAA
Messenger RNA from Stegodyphus dumicola, 926 nucleotides. It is a transcript of the gene Nos, whose product is annotated as Nitric oxide synthase. NCBI's taxonomy places the organism in Eukaryota, Metazoa, Arthropoda, Arachnida, Araneae, Eresidae. The record is from RefSeq and is a predicted model, not a curated record. Gene Ontology annotation, biological process: nitric oxide biosynthetic process. Gene Ontology annotation, molecular function: calmodulin binding; FMN binding; NADP binding.